This is a messenger RNA of Diversispora eburnea, 252 nucleotides long. The record is from the annotation of a GenBank genome assembly. NCBI's taxonomy places the organism in Eukaryota, Fungi, Glomeromycota, Glomeromycetes, Diversisporales, Diversisporaceae.
AUGACCUUUAUUUCUCAAGUAAACUCUUGUACUACUACUAACAAUUCCUCCUCUAAAUCCUCCUUAUUAUCACCCGCAAAUAACGCUAGUAAUGCUUCUUCAACUAAUGCUCCUCAAAAAAUUAAACCCAAAACCAAUUGUUCUAAAAAUAACACUCUUCGUAUUCUAAUUCAUGCAACCAUGCAAUUGCUUACUUCUCCUCCAAUUUCUCCGUCACCAUCCGAAGAAGAAAAUUGGUUAACAACUAGUUGA